UCUAAAACCCUUGUCAUUUCAUUUCUCACUUUUUUAACGUUAUUCUCUCUCUGCAUCUAAAACCCUCGCCUCCUCAACCUUCACCUUCUUCACUCCAAAUCAAUGGCUACUACGCUUCUUCUCCGAAACUCAUCUUCAUCUUCCAAACGUCUUUCUCCUCUUCUCUUCUACUCUCAAUUCCACACUUCCCUCACUCGUUCACCUCAAUCUCAAUCCCCUCUCACCAAUGACAAUACAUCUCCUUCUUCCUCAAACCCUUGGUGGAGAUCCAUGGCUACUUUCACCAGAACGAAGCCUCAUGUUAACGUUGGAACUAUCGGCCACGUAGAUCACGGCAAAACCACACUCACUGCUGCAAUCACCAGAGUGCUUGCUGAUGAAGGGAAAGCUAAGGCUAUUGCUUUUGAUGAAAUUGAUAAGGCGCCUGAAGAGAAGAAAAGAGGAAUUACAAUUGCUACGGCACAUGUUGAGUAUGAGACUGCUAAACGACAUUAUGCUCAUGUAGACUGUCCUGGACAUGCAGAUUAUGUCAAAAAUAUGAUUACUGGAGCUGCCCAAAUGGAUGGUGGUAUCCUUGUUGUAUCUGCACCUGAUGGACCAAUGCCUCAAACCAAGGAGCACAUUCUUCUAGCUCGCCAAGUUGGUGUGCCGUCUCUUGUGUGCUUUUUAAAUAAAGUUGAUGCUGUCGAUGAUCCAGAAUUGUUAGAGCUUGUAGAAAUGGAGCUUCGUGAGCUUCUGAGCUUCUACAAGUUCCCUGGGGAUGACAUCCCUAUCAUUAGAGGUUCAGCACUGUCUGCUUUAAAUGGUACUAAUGAAGAGAUUGGCAGCAAGGCCAUUCUAAAAUUAAUGGAUGCUGUAGAUGAAUACAUCCCUGACCCUGUUCGUCAGCUUGAUAAGCCUUUCUUGAUGCCCAUUGAAGAUGUGUUCUCAAUUCAGGGACGAGGAACAGUUGCUACUGGCCGUGUUGAACAAGGGAUCAUCAAAGUUGGUGAUGAAGUUGAGAUUUUAGGUCUGAUGCAGGGUGGUCCUCUUAAAACAACAGUCACUGGAGUUGAGAUGUUCAAGAAGAUCUUGGAUCAAGGACAAGCCGGUGAUAAUGUUGGUCUUCUUCUCCGUGGGCUGAAACGUGAAGACAUACAACGUGGUCAGGUCAUUGCUAAACCCGGUUCUGUAAAAACUUCCAAGAAAUUUGAGGCAGAGAUAUAUGUACUCACAAAGGAUGAGGGUGGACGACACACUGCUUUCUUUUCUAACUAUAGACCUCAAUUUUACUUGAGGACUGCUGAUAUUACUGGAAAAGUAGAGUUGCCUGAAAAUGUUAAAAUGGUUAUGCCUGGAGACAAUGUUACUGCUGUGUUUGAAUUGAUUUUACCAGUUCCACUUGAAACAGGGCAAAGAUUUGCUUUGAGAGAGGGUGGCAGAACAGUUGGUGCAGGUGUGGUAUCAAAAGUGCUGAACUGAAGUCAUUAAAAAAAUUUAGUCCGUCACAUUUGCAAAGGGGGGGUUUCAACCCCGGGAUCCGAUUAAUCUAUUGAAAAUACAAUCCCUGUGAUAACCAAUUAAUACUCGGUGGUGGUUGGAUGAUGAUUUGAGUAAAUUAUAGAGAAGCUCAUCUUCAUGGUUCAUUUUUUUAGUUCAUAUUGUCAACAUUGGUUCACAAAAAAAAGAAGCUCAAUAGCUGCAGACUCUUCCUGCUUUAUGAAAAAUAAUAUGUGAAUGAGUAAUCUCUUUAUACGUUAACAGUCUAAGUCAUAGAUGUUGGAUUUUGCAGUCUUUUUUAUCUUAAAUUAUUAUUAUUCAUUGUGCUUUAA
Molecule: messenger RNA, 1811 nt
Organism: Vicia villosa (hairy vetch)
Lineage: Eukaryota; Viridiplantae; Streptophyta; Magnoliopsida; Fabales; Fabaceae
Product: elongation factor Tu, mitochondrial-like
Exons: 12
Coding region: 103-1461 (452 amino acids)
Biological process (GO): mitochondrial translational elongation
Cellular component (GO): mitochondrion
Molecular function (GO): GTPase activity; translation elongation factor activity; GTP binding
Source: RefSeq, a predicted model, not a curated record